UUAUCUCUUGAAUCUACCAGAGUUUAUAGAAGCAGCGGAGGUGCUCAUAGUAGUAGCUAAUAUCGAUUACAUUCUGUCGAAUUUUGAGGAGUUGCAGAGAGUGUUGUGAAUAAUGUCAGCCCGCGGCAUAGCCAAGAAGCGGCAGAAGAAUAUCAGCAAAUCGCAGCGAGCCAAUGUCUUGUUCCCUGUGGGUCGCCUGCACCGGUACAUGAAGGCUGGGCCCGGGACCCGCAAGCUGAGGAUUGGGGUCGGGGCGCCCGUCUAUGCCGCCGCUGUCAUAGAAUACCUCACAGCUGAAGUCCUUGAGCUGGCAGGUAAUGCAGCUCGAGACAACAAAAAGUCACGCAUCACACCCAGACACAUUCUGCUUGCUAUUGCCAAUGAUGAAGAGCUACACCAGCUACUUCGAAAUGUCACCAUUGCCUCGGGAGGAGUUCUGCCCAAGAUUCAUCCAGAACUCUUGGCUAAGAAGAAAGGAGGGAAGUUUGUCACAGGAGGCAACACACCUGUUACUGUACCAUACAAAAAGCCUAUUGCUACCAAACCACCAACACAUAAAAAGAUGUCAACAACCAAAAUGAAUGGUAAUGUUAGUGGAGCAACAGCAACCAGCAAUACUACCACGACUAUGGCAAAUUCUCUUGCACUGACCAAAUCUCCAAAUUCUGCCUCUAAUGUUACAUCUGGUUCAGCCUCACCGCUGAAGCUAAGAGCCAAGGGAAAAGAUAUGGGAACUGCACAGCCAACGUCGGCGAUAUCCACGGUACUCUCCGAGAAAAAGCUAUUCCUUGGACAGAAGUUGACCGUGGUACAGUGUGACAUAUCAACAGUAACAGCAGAUGCUGUUGUUCAUCCCACUAACUCUAACUUGGAUUUCCUGGGAGAGGUGGGCUUAGCUUUGAGUAAAGCUGGAGGCAAGGAACUGGUGCAGGAAGUCCGAGAACUGGCCAACUGCAACGGAGCUUUGCCGUCUUGUGAUGUGGCUGUUUGCAGUGGGUGCAAACUUCCUGCUCGGUGGGUGAUCCAUGUUAACGGGCCAACUGCUUAUGAGACAGAUGCUUUUGACAAGUUGGAGCGCUGUGUCAAGAACUGUCUCGUUCUUGCUGAUACUCGGAACCUCAAGUCCUUGGCUCUUCCUUCCAUUGGAAGUGGAAAGGCUGGGUUUCCCAAACAACAAGCAGCACAAACUAUCAUCAAGUCCAUUUGUAACUACUUUGUUAAUGUCAUGUCCUCGUCACUGAAACAGAUUUACUUCGUCCUCUAUGACAUGGAAAGCAUUGGGGCUUACACAGCAGAACUAGCAAAGUUGGAUUCUUAAAGAUGUGCAAGUGUAUGUCAAUGUGUGUGGAUUUUGUAAAGUCUUAAACAGUUACAGUACAAGAUGACUCUCCUGAUGACAAAAUCUCCAGGACUUAAUAGACAGCUCAAAAUAGCCUUGGCAUAAUAAUAAUAAGUGUUAAUAAACGGACCGUCUGUGUUUGACGGCACUAUUCUCCUAGCCGAGUUCACCAAAUGUUAAUUACUGAACCAUUUUGAAAAACAUCCAAGUUUAAAGGAGAGCUCGUAAUGGCGGAUUUAUGUCGGCCAUUUCGUGCACAGUUUUGCCAGUUCUUUCAUAAUCAUGAUUUUUUACCAGUGAUAUUUUGUUUUUGUAACAAGAGUAGUUAAAAAGUGCCCUGCCUGUCUUCUAUCGUUAAACCCCGUUACGCAACAUUUGCUUUAACUAAUGUUUAAGAAAACAGAAAUACAGCAUGUAAUACAGGAUAUUUUUAAUAUGAAUACAAAUGUCAACUGAGAUGAUUAUAUAAAAUGAUUAUAUAUAAUAUAUAAUAUGUAAAGUAUAUGUAUUAUGU
Molecule: messenger RNA, 1853 nt
Organism: Procambarus clarkii (red swamp crayfish)
Lineage: Eukaryota; Metazoa; Arthropoda; Malacostraca; Decapoda; Cambaridae
Product: core histone macro-H2A.1
Biological process (GO): heterochromatin formation
Cellular component (GO): chromatin; nucleosome
Molecular function (GO): DNA binding; protein heterodimerization activity; structural constituent of chromatin
Source: RefSeq, a predicted model, not a curated record